CCUAUUAGCGAAGCACCAGGGCAAGGCAUACUGCAAAGUUCAAGCCUUUGGACUUCACGAGGAGACAGGGCUUGCUCCGGCAAAUUGUAAACAACCUCCGGGGCUCUAAUUAAGCGGCUGCCGCUUGCGACCUGGAGUGCUGGACAGAGGUAUUCUUUAGGUCCUGAGGAGCUUCAUGUUAUCAAUAUGGGGCAUAAAGUGAUCGUAUUUGACAUUUCUGUCAUAAGAGGAUUAUGGGAAACACGUGUCAGGAAGCAUCAAGAAAGGCAGAAGAAGGAAGCCGAAAGAUUAGAGCAAAGUGCUUUGGAAAAGAUAAAAGAAGAAUGGAAUUUUGUUCAAGAGUGCCGGGAGAAAGGUAUUCCCCAAUCUCUAUACUGCAAGAAUGGUUUUGUAGACACCAGUAUGAGCCUUUUGGAGAGGCUAGAAAAGAACUCAUUAAUGGCAAAGAAGGAGUCACUUUCCAAGAAAAGAGAAAAAAGAAAAAAUAAAUUCAUUUUUGAAAUUUCAGGGGAACAGUGGAAGGAACUCCCAGAUUCCCUCCAAGAACAGACCUAUCUGAAAGAAUGGCACAUAGAAAACACCCUCAUUCAUACUAUCCCUACUUAUAUUCAACUCUUUCGGGAAAUGAGAAUUCUGGAUUUACCAAAAAACCAAAUUACACAUCUUCCCACCGAAAUUGGUGAUUUGAAGAACCUGAAAGAACUCAAUGUGAGUUUCAACCAUCUGAAGACGAUUCCUCCAGAAUUAGGAGACUGUGAAAAUCUGGAGAAACUGGAUUUGGCUGGAAAUCUAGAAUUAACGGAGCUCCCAUUCGAACUAAGCAAUUUGAAACAAGUUACAUUUAUAGAUGUGUCAGCAAAUAAGUUUUCCAGUAUUCCCAUAUGCGUUCUUCGGAUGUCAAAUUUACAGUGGUUGGACAUCAGCAACAAUUGCUUAAAUGAUCUUCCACAAGACAUUGACAGGCUGGAAGAACUGCAGACCUUUCUCUUACAUAAAAACAAACUGACCUACUUGCCUCAGGCUUUGCUCAAUUUAACAAAGCUCACCUUGUUAGUAGUCAGUGGGGAAGGUUUGGUGGAGAUACCUACAGCCAUUUGUGACUCAAGCACACAUUUAAAAUUUGUAAGCCUUAUGGAUAACCCAAUUGGCAACACCAAAUAUCAAGACAGUGAAGAAAUGACAGGAAAUGAACAAGAUCGUCAGCAUUUUGAAAAGGAGUUCAUGAAGGCCUACAUUGAGGAUCUAAAAGAAAGAGAAUCUGUUCCUAGCUAUACCACAAAGGUUUCAUUUAAUCUUCAACUUUGAUGUCAUCCAGCAGGAAGACAGAAAAAUCUCUUGGUUAUGGUCAUUAUGAAUUGAAAACUUUCAACCAUCCUUUAAGUACAAGACUGAUUUUUUUUUCAUUCAUGAAAUCAGUGGCGUGAACUUAAAACAAAACUCAAGGAAUUCAUUGGAGUAGUUAAGAAGUGAUUGCUUAACAUUUUAGAAAAUAUGUUAUUUAUAAAGUGGAAUUUUUCAGACCAAAUUUAUAAGCUUAGAGUUUUCAAAAAAUAUAGGAAUAAAUAAUGUUGUAUAAAAUGUUAGAUUUAUUUUAAAUUAUUUUAUUAGAUUAUAUUGCACUUUUCAACAUGAUUUGUAAAGUUUUAUUUUUUUAGAAUUAUUUUCCUUAGUUUAUAUGAAUUGUUCUUUCCAUGGAUUUUAAAUGAUACUGUGGGAAGUGGAAGUUUCUAUAUCUGGAUCACAUAUCAAAUGGAGUCCAAUAGACGUUUAAUAAGAGCCUGCUUUGUGCCAGGCAUACAAUUAAUAAAAAUGAAGAUAGCUUCAACUCUCAAGAAGCUUACAAUCUAAUGAGCGGAGGGGAGAUUACACACAAAAGGGAUCAGGAGAGGGGAAGGGCUACACCAGGGCUUACCUGGCUAUCUCAUUCCAUGGAGUUGAAAUCAGACAAAGCAGCAAAUUUGCAGAAUGGAGUGAAAUGCAAGUCCAGUUUCUGCCCUCUGAUAGGCAGUGGCUUGGAGGAAAAGCUAAUGAUGUAAACUAAGCAAAGGACUGCUUAGAGGAUUGAGAAGGGGGAUUUGGAAGAGAAGUUGUCCAAGGGCUAAAAAUGGAGGAGGUCAGUUACUGCUAUGAGAAUCCCUUGUUUCCUAAAUUAUUUGUGUUUUAUCUUCCUUAUUCCAUAAACUCAUUAAGCUGGCCUUCAAUUGUGUAGUUUGAAUUCUUGCAACCAAACAGUGGAUUAUAGGGAAAUAGUAGCAACCUUGAGGCUUCUUCUACAACAAAAACAACAAUAAUAAUAACUAACUUUUAUAUAGCACGUUGCUGUUGUUGUUCAGUGGUUUUUCAGUCAUGUCUGACUCUUUGUGACAAAUCUUGGGGUUUUCUUGAUAAAGAUAUGAGAAUGGCUUAUAAUUACCUUCUUCAGCACAUUUGACUGAUGAGAAAACUGAGGCAAACAGGGUUAAGAUUACAGUCACACUGUGUAAUAAGUGUCUGACACAGGAUUUGAACUAGGAAAAUGAGUCUUCCUGACUCUAGGCUCAGCACUCAAUAGACUGCACCAUUUAGCUGCCCAAAUAGUGCAUUAAAUACGUUGUUUCAUUUUUGCCACUUAAACAACACUGUGUAGUAGAUAUUACAGGUAUUAUUCCAAUUUUGUAAAAAAGGAAAUUGAGACUCAAGGAAAUGAACUGACUUAGGCAUGUUCACACAGCUAGUAAGAGUUGAAGGUAGAAUUUGAACUCAGAUGUCCCUAGACAGUAGGUCUAACACUUUUCCCACUAUGCCACACCAAUAUAAACUGUUUUGGUUAACUUUAAGCCAGUUUCUUCCCAGUACAACAAAUAUAGGAUUUUACAUUUUGAGAGGUGGCACAUAAGCCCAAACACAUUUAUGGAAACUAUACUUACACAGUUAGUUUAUGUAUUGGUAUAUGAUUACAAUGAAAGAAAUUUCAUGCAAACAUACUAAAAGGUUAAGAAAAUAAAAACAAUGACUAACUUAAAUGAGAGUAUUUUUGUUAAAAUUGUUUUUGAACUAAAUUUGGAAUCUUUAAUUCUAUAACAUUAAUAAUUUUUCAAGUAAUUUAUUGACCUGUAAAGGUAGAUUUUACAUGGAACUAUAUAAAAAUGCACCUUAACUCAAUGGAAAAGUAGAUUUAUAUAUGAAUAAAUUUAUACAAUUUACACAUAGUUUUGUUUCAAUAAAGUUGGUGUUUAAUGCAAAAAA
This is a messenger RNA of Monodelphis domestica (gray short-tailed opossum), 3225 nucleotides long. It is a transcript of the gene LRRC2, whose product is annotated as leucine rich repeat containing 2. Gene Ontology annotation, cellular component: cytoplasm. NCBI's taxonomy places the organism in Eukaryota, Metazoa, Chordata, Mammalia, Didelphimorphia, Didelphidae. The record is from RefSeq and is a predicted model, not a curated record. Gene Ontology annotation, molecular function: protein binding.